This is a messenger RNA of Candida tropicalis MYA-3404, 1068 nucleotides long. RefSeq lists its product as uncharacterized. Lineage: Eukaryota; Fungi; Ascomycota; Pichiomycetes; Serinales; Debaryomycetaceae. The transcript has a single exon. Gene Ontology annotation, molecular function: protein binding; transcription coactivator activity; chromatin binding. Gene Ontology annotation, cellular component: SAGA-type complex; nucleus. Gene Ontology annotation, biological process: regulation of transcription by RNA polymerase II; chromatin remodeling. The record is from RefSeq and is a predicted model, not a curated record. The coding region runs from base 1 to 1068 and encodes 355 amino acids.
AUGUCUAUAUUUUAUCAACCAAUGUCAGGUUCAAACGAUAUACCAAACUGUUUAACACCCAAUAACAAUUUAGAAGAUCAAUUCGGUCUCAUCAAACAACAAUUGGCUAUUACUACCAGUAGCACUAGUAGCAACAGUAGCACUUCUUCCAAUACUACCAAUGCAAGUGGAACAAGUUCUCCAAGUGGGGCUCAACCAUUAUCUCCACCUUUAUCUCCAUAUCAGAGAAGUGCUUCUUUGCAAUUGAUCAAACAACCAUUGCCAAUCUUACCUAAACUUAACAAGAAUAACAAAUCCUAUUUGCAGAAUAGUAAUGCCGAAUUUAAAAUAGAAAACUUUAAUGACUACAAAUUGACUGUUGAUAUCAAAACAGUCGAUAAAAAUUAUUAUAAUAAACAAUUGGAUUUUUUAAACAAGUAUAGUUCUUUAUCAAAUAGUGAAAAAGCCUCAGCUGGUAUUAAUGGUAGCUCUUUACCACCAAGAAAAUACAAAAAGAGAUUAAAUUACGACUCAAAUGAUGAAAUUACUCAUUCUGAUACUGAAAGAGUCAGAACUAGAAGAGUUGUUAAAACCACCAACAAGGAUUUCACCACUGAUGAUGAAGCUUUUACUUCUUUACCAUCAACUCCACCACCAAAGAAGAAGAAGAGAACAACCACCAGCAGUCCUUCUAUUCCAAUAUUGACCUUGCAACAGCAAUUGAUUGAUGAAUCUAUUCCAGAUUAUUCACCAGAUGUUUCUACAUUACCACCAAAGAAUGCCAAAUGUUUAAAAAUUGAAUGGAAAGGUCAACCUAUGGAUUUAUCCAACGAUCCAAAUUUGCUGAAAUUGACACAUCCAGCUGAGGUAAUGUUGGCCAGUAUUUUGAGAUUGCCUGUUGCCGUAUACUUGGAUUCCAAGAGAAGAUUCUUCUACGAAAAGGUUAAUCGUAUUAGAAGUGGGAAAACUUUUAGAAGAACUGAUGCACAAAAAGCUUGUAGAAUCGAUGUCAAUAAAGCAAGUAGAUUAUUUGCAGCCUUUGAAAAAGUCGGAUGGUUGAAUGAUGAAUUGUUUGAAAAAUACUUGUAA